Molecule: messenger RNA, 1110 nt
Organism: Sphenostylis stenocarpa
Lineage: Eukaryota; Viridiplantae; Streptophyta; Magnoliopsida; Fabales; Fabaceae
Source: the annotation of a GenBank genome assembly
AUGGCUAAACCGAAGGCUCCAAGGCGAACCCUAGAGUCAUACUCAGUCAAACACAUAAGCAAAACCAUUAGAGCUGGCGAUUGCGUGCUCAUGCGGCCAUCGGAUCCGGCGAAACCGUCUUAUGUUGCCAGGAUCGAGCGGAUCGAGGCCGACGCGCGCGGGGCGAACGUGAAGAUUAACGUGCGGUGGUACUACCGGCCGGAGGAGUCAAUCGGCGGUCGCCGCCAGUUUCAUGGCUCGAAGGAGGUUUUUCUCUCCGAUCACUUCGAUGUUCAGAGCGCCGACACAAUCGAAGGCAAGUGUACUGUCCACAGCUUCAAGAGCUACACGAAACUGGAUGCUGUUGGCAACGACGAUUUCUUCUGUCGGUUCGAGUACAAUUCCUCCACUGGCGCCUUCAAUCCUGAUAGAGUUGCCGUGUAUUGUAAAUGUGAGAUGCCUUACAACCCUGACGACCUAAUGGUCCAAUGCGAGGGCUGCAGCGACUGGUGUCUUUGUGAUUUUGUGGAAACUGCCGAUAACUUCUCCCCAACCCUUCUGAGUUCUGCUUAUACAAGCAUGAUACUGCAUGUUCACUGGAGCCGCCCAUUGCACUGCAUGUUCACCAUCAUCGACAACCUCCAUGACCUCCCACUACUCUACAUUCUCUUGUUCCAUCCUGCUUGCAUAGACAUGACUGUAGAAGAAGCCAAAAGACUUGACCACUUCUUUUGUGAAAGCUGCUCCGCUGAAGGUCAAAAAAAGUUGCAGAACUCUCAUUCUGCUUCUAGACACUCAGAUACAAAGGCUUUGGAGAAGUUGAUUUCUUCGUCUAUUAUCUAUUCGUUUACUAGAUUCUAUUAUUCCAUGGAACUGCCAUGGAAUAACAUCAAUCCGUUAUUGUUGAAGUUGACUGCUAUUGGUCAUUAUAAGGAUUUACAUGAGAGUGUAGUUUUCAUGUGGAUACUAAACGCCGUCGUAGGGGCCAGACAACAACGGAGACAAAGUUAUGUUGUAGUAAGUUGUAGUAGUUCACUUUCAUGGAAAGAGACUAGUUUGGAAAUGUUUCAUGUCUGUUUGGUUGGAGUACUCAUGCAGUUUCCUUUGGAAGUGGAGGACGUGUUUGUGUAA